Molecule: messenger RNA, 354 nt
Organism: Exophiala mesophila
Lineage: Eukaryota; Fungi; Ascomycota; Eurotiomycetes; Chaetothyriales; Herpotrichiellaceae
Exons: 1
Coding region: 1-354 (117 amino acids)
Source: RefSeq, a predicted model, not a curated record
AUGGACAACUACGACCACAACUCUAGCCCCGCGAUACUGUCCCAAUCACCGUCACCGUCACCGUCACCACCUCGAUCCUCAUCUCAAUCACGAACCCCCCGACGCCCACAAUACACCGCCAACAUAGGCAUCCGACGACGAGGCUACUGGCCACCUGAGGCAAACUACGACGACUUUCACGUUGAAAUUCCCCCUUCCCCAGUUCUGGAGAAAGUCGCUCUUACAAUCAUGUGUUCCUUCUUUGUGAUCCUGCUCAUCCUCGAGAUCUAUGUCGGUGUGAUCUUGGUGUUUUGGUCCGUCAUGCCGGAGUCGUUGGAUGCGCAUGUCAGGGUUUUGAAAGCGACGUUUUUUUGA